Neospora caninum is the source of this 9219-nucleotide messenger RNA. RefSeq lists its product as hypothetical. The record is from RefSeq and is a predicted model, not a curated record. The transcript has 3 exons. Bases 1 to 9219 code for a protein of 3072 amino acids. Lineage: Eukaryota; Apicomplexa; Conoidasida; Eucoccidiorida; Sarcocystidae.
AUGGAAAACUCGGAUACGUUUCCCACUCUUGCCUCGUCCAUUGAGUGGUUCUCUUCGCCUCCCCAGGCUGUCCUCGAUCAUCUCUCUUCUAGUCCUGGUGCGCCCGUGAACGGCUGCGCAGAGGGAGAUGGAGGCCACGGCUCUUUCUCUUCGCUCUCUGCGUGCCCCAAGACUCAAGCGUGGGCUGACGACAGAAGAUGUUCCGCCGCAUCCUCGAAUCCGCCUACUCGCUUUCGUUUCUCCUCUGCGUCGCCUUCGCUGUCUUCCGCGGAACGUCCUGCCGUGCCGCCGUCAUCUUUGGGAGACGGCAGUGUCGCUUCCGACCUGAUUGCAGACUCAUCUGGGCGGACCUCUCUCAGUCCUGGAUCGUCGCCUGUCCACAGAGCGGAGUCAACGGUGUGUGCACCCUCUGAUCUGCACUGGCCAUUGAAGACGAGUAUGGGGCCAAGUGCACAAGGCGACGGAGCGCUGUCGUCAUCUGCCUCCACUCUCAAACGCAAGAAAGCAGACGAGAAACAGGGGCAACCUGAGAACCCUGUGGCACGUUUUGCGUGUGACGAAAAUGCCGGGUACAACGCGGUGGCUGUCGGUCCCUCUACGAGGCCUGUCGCCUCUCCCCCGUGUCCCUUUCCUUCGUUGUCUACAGAUGCCACAGACGGUUUACUCUCAACCGGCAAUGACGCUGCGAUUGUGCCUCUUUCACGGUCUGUCCACGCGUCGCCGUCGGCCUCACCGCUGGAGCAGGAAUCUGGCAGCACGCGGGCCAUCAAAACGAACGCGGAUGAGCCGCGGCCCUCGAACCGAUCUUCUCCACCCGGGGACCUCUCACCCCCCAGCGAGCUCGAGUCGAGCGCUUUCGCGCAUGCGAGGCAGCCGUGGAUUUCUCCAACGCAUCCGUCUGUGGUGGCGUCUCCUCCCUCGUCUCCUGUCCCCCAGCGUCUCCUACGCUGCAGAUCGCCCAAGAUGUCGCCGAUUUGGCUGUCUCCCAUUUCGCUCCCGUCCAGCAAUCGGGCCAACAAAGGGGAGGAUGCACCGGUCGCGCCCGAUGGCUCCAAUGAGCCGGCACGGCGUUUUGCUUCCUUCUCUUCCUCGUCCACCGUGGGCGACUGCAGUGAGCGGCAGUGGGACAGCACCGUUGGCCAGCAUGUGUCACACAUUGUUCCGCCGUUGACAAGCGACAGCGGCUCGGCUCGGUCUCCCUCGUCUUCGUUCCCGACCUCGGGGCCGUCGGGCUGUUCGUUAGGCGCCACUGCGCGCUCUCAACCGCCUUGCUCUACGGUUACUGAGGUCGCUGCGCUGUUCGAUCCCUGUCCUGAUGAUGAUUUGCUUUUGGAAGUUUCCCCUUCGACCGCAGGCCUCACCGCUGCGACACUGCUUCCGGGCUCUGCGUUUCUUGAGAGCGAGUUCAUCUCGUCGCUCUCGCUCUCUCUCCCAGCCAUUGUCUCCUUCUUGUUCUCCCUGUUCAACGGAGACCCUCGGCUCGGCAUCCUCACACCACAAGCGAAAUUCAUGGCCUGGCGCUCUCUCGUGUAUCUCGCCGACCUUCAUGAGGGGAAAGUUGCUUCGUCGGCGGCUGCAGAAGCCGCCGCCGGAGCGCUGGGCCGGGGCGGCUAUCGCGCAGCUGCUGCCCGCGGUCCCUUCUACAGGGGUACCCACGCGCAGCAGCCAGUGCAAGCCCCGCAAGUCAGUACGCAGGAGUGUGUUGCGACGUCCAAAGGGAAACGCUCCGUACGCCACGCCCUCGUUGGGGAGCGGCCGCACGCCACCGCAGGAGGGCAAAGCUCGGCUUCGCUCCUGGCGUCGCCGCCUGGGACGGUACCUCCCGCAGGUUCACCGUGUUCUGCGCCUGCCUCUGUGGCGUCGCAGACUCGGGGCCUCUUUGGGCGGUGCCCGUUGCCGUCGUCGAGGCCGCCUGUGUCGGAGUCAGGCGAGAAGGACGGAGGCACAGAGCCGGAGAACGCUCUAGAUCGCCUUGACUUCUUCAAAUUCCCGCGCACGAGCUUGCCAGGAUUGCCGACUGCAGGCGAGAGAGGCUGCGACAAGGCGGGGCGAGAGACGCAGGAGUCGUGGAAGGCCGCCGAAGCGCUCUGGGCGGCGGCACGCGCGAACGGCUCCACGGCAGCAUCCGAUUUGCCGAGUGCGGCAACUGCUUCCGGUUCGUCCGGCGGGGGUAAGCGGUCUCGAACCUACGGCCCGGCAGGGGACGGCGCGCCGGCGGCGAGCGGUUCUGAAGGGUCGGUUGCUUCCGCGGGCAGUGGCGGGACGCGAAGCGCCGUGCCAGCGGAGCGUCCACGAGAGGGGAGUGACAUUCGGGCUGCGAGCGCUUCGACAUCCGACGACGACGCGCCGUUCUUCCGGUUGGGAGAUCAACACCUGCCCCACGCUUCGUCCGGAGCCGGGCCCUGGCAGCAGCGGAGGGCCGGGGGUGAGUCGCACGCAGCGCGAAGUGAGCCGGAUCGAAGUCGAAGAGGGGAAGCAGACCGGCCUGACUCUCCUGAUGGCGUCAAGGCGAAGGCAGGUGUGCACUCGGAGAGGCGGUCGGACUCCGUGUCGCAAACCCCCUCGUCUGUUGCAACUUCUUUCUCUCCGCAGGGCGAGACUUUUCUGCAAGAGCAGAUGAACCUCCUUGCCCAAAUAGGCGACGAGCAGCAGGUUGUUGGCUACGAAGAAAACUUUCCACGCUUUGUCUGCGGGACCGUUGACCGGCGCUGGGCCCUCCAGCAGAGGACCGUCAAAGUGCCGCUCGACAAGACGCUCACUGCCAGUGGAGGAAGCCUGGGAGGGAAGAAAUCCGGAGGCGGGGAAAAGGACGGCGCGACCGCAGCGGAAGGGGGCGGAGGCAGCAAGAAAAAAGCGGGGCAAUGCGACGACGCAGGCGGAAAAGACAAGGCAGGCAGCGGCCUCGUGCUGGAACUCCAAUUUGAGGAGAUUCGGUACAGUGCGGCCAAAAGAAUGUGGCCAAAGAUCUCUCCUAUCCUGCCUGAAAAGCUCACGGCUGGGUUGCAAGUCCAGGUGGCGUGCUACGCCAAGAUUCUUGACCGAGGAGACAAUCCGGGCACUCGCGAGAGUCGCUUGGGGUGGACGGACGAGGGGAGUAGACUGGUGUGGAGAGAUGGCGAAGUCACGAAGGUUCUUCCGGCUUCCGGCGAGAUCUACGUUCGCGUCCAGGCGAGCUACCAAGACUACAAGAGCAUGAAGUACUCCGUGACGGAUUUCGUCCCUCCGUCAGUGCCCAUCGCGAGGCCUCGCGACAAGCUGUGGCGGCUGCGACCCCCUGUAGCAGAUGCGGCCUCAGACGUGUAUCCGGGUUCGUGCAUCUGCAUGAGCAUCACGCCCGCUUCAGCAGCCCCGGCGUCUGGGCGUCCCGUGUUCUAUGUGGACGCAGUCGUCCACAAGGUCUUUUAUUCGUCAGAAGACGCUCGGGAAUGCCGACGUCGAUGCGCAAAAUUUCGCACCGAGCACACCGCGUCCGCAGAGUCGCCCAAGGCGGGAAAGGCGGGGCCAGGCAGCGCGACUUUCUCCGCGAGGAGGAUGACUGACGCCAGCCAGGUUCCCAGCGUCUGGCCAAAGCGCCGACGAUCGUCGGAGGACGAACCGAAAGGUUCUUUCUCGGACGCAGAGAGACACGAUUCGUCACCAGUCGCAACCGGGACUCGCGGGACGAGACUGCAGCGUUCACUUCUUCGUUCGGCCCGAGCAGGAACUCCGGGCAAAUCCUCAUCACCUGCCUCAGUGUCGCCGCUCUCUACGGCAGCGUAUAACAAGCCGCGUACGCGGAGUACCAGGAGCGCCACUGGCGAGGCGGGCGUUUGUGCUAGGCCGGAGAACGGCCACGAGGUGGAUGGCGGAAAAGCGGGAGACGAGGGAGGAACGAUGCGGCAGGCGUAUGGGGGUUGGCGUUCGUCUUCGUCCCCCGAAGAGACAGCCGACGGGAGCGCGUGUGAAGCCGAAGAGAGUGAUCCAUUAGUUGAGUCCCUGAUUCACCCGAUAGAAGGCCUGAGAUGCCCAGAUGGCCGGAAACCGAUCGAGAUUCACGUGCUGCUGCUCUCUGGUGGAACCCUGACUGAAGACGUUUGCCGAGUGUCUGGCAGGCAGAUCCUCAAGUUACCGUACGACUUGCACGCACAUUUCGAUGAACUUUCGCCUGACAUCACGCGCCACCUUCCUGCAGAUCUCUUAGCCGAAACACAGGACGAGGCAGGUUCCGAGAAAGAGGAAGCACAUCCAGGCGCAUCGCCAGCAUCGGAUGGAGACGGGCCUUUUCCGGUGGACGGUGCGGGGCAACAAAGCGUUUCUGGAGACGCCGACGGACGCAGAUCUUCCUUGUGUCUUCCGGAGGGGCCACGCCCUGCGAAGCGGGCGCAGCCGCUGGAAAUCCCGCGAGCGUCUGCGCAAGCGAGUGCCUUCAUGUGGGUUGUUCCCCGAGCUUUGAGUCACCAAGUCGCGUAUACCGCAAAGGGAAGAACGCGAACGUUCAGCUCUGACUACUUCUUUCCUGCCCAACAUUCAGGGAGCGGGCCGUACCACAGCGAUCACCGAGGGGGUGGUCAUGGCCAGAGUGGCGCCACAGGUUCGUUCUCCCUUCUCUCGGCUGCACCAUGCCUGGCCGAUCCUAGCCGUUGGGAAUCCCGGACGAAGGAUCGGGCGAAGGAUUGGUUAGACUACCCGCCCUUCGUCCUCUGCUGUUUCCGGUUCCAUCCAGAGAGUCGGUACUACAGAGGCCACACGCAGCUGGUCCGGUACCUACAGCCAGAGUUGGACGUUACAGCUCUCGCGAAAGGCACCUGGAAACUGAAGCUUCCGGUGUAUCGCCCGCAACCCGAAGAUGGCGGCCAGCUGUUUGUGCACCCUUCUGGCCCGCCUCUCGAUCCAUCUGGCUCCGCAAAAGAAUUCCAAGUCGACAGCAAGAAGCGAGAGAACACGGAGGAGCAGGACAGAAGACGCCCGGAUGGAGUCUCGCGAAAAGGAGACUCGCUCAGUACUGAGUCCUUCGCAAGGACGGAGAAAUUCGAAGAGGGACGAGAAGACCCUGCGGUUCCGGCCUUGGCCGAUGAAUCUUCUGGUGGCAAUUCCAGAGGCGCAAUCUGUUCGGAGGAGGAGCAAGACAAUGGAGCGAGACACAGCCGACCUGAGCGGAGACCGAAAGAGGCUCGUCUCGUGGGCGAAGACACCUAUCCAGGCGAGCGACAGGCUGCAUACCUCUCAGACGGGAAGCACGACUCCUCGAGGGGUCAGGCUGCGGAGAGAGAGGAAGCCGCAGACGGAGCCGGGGCAGCUGUCAAGGAGGAAGCAUUCGCUCCGGGACCGGAGGGCAAAGGCAUCUGGACAGGCGGUCUUGCAUCAGUGAGAGGAGGAAUAAGGCGUAAGCGGGAGCAGCCGGAGCAAGGCGAUUUAACAAGUGAGGAGGGGAAGCACGAAGACGGAAAGCGCGAGGGGCAACCGCGUGGCUGUAAUCCAAAAGUUGACGCAUCCCGCGGAGGCGGCCUCAGCCCCGCCCCGGUCCACAGCUCAAUUCCGGAAGAUCUAAAUUGUCAAGCUGGUGGAAACGGAAUCGGCGCUGCAAAGGGUCUGCCUUGCAAACGCGGUGGGGGAGGGGAUGAGGCAACGGACGGGCCACAUCUGCCGAAGCGGGGAAAGACCGGGGUACCUCCUUUGGGCUCUAGUCUGCCGGUGGGGGGUACGCGAGACAGGCCGCUGAAGCGGAACGAAGAGUGGUCAAAUGCAGAAGAAGAGAGAAAGGCAGCCGGACGAGGCCUCGACAUGCUCCAAUAUGUGCCCUAUGGAGAGAAACAUAAGGCAGAGAGAAGUCGAAAUGGUCUGGCGGCAUCGGGAGCGGUGUCGAAUCUGUGCUCUGAGGCGACCGGCAGGACACUAGGAAACGCGACAGAGACGAACGAACACGGAAGGGAGGGCGGGCGUACAACAGAGCGCUUUUGGAGUGUACGAAACGUUAAGGACCGCCUAUGGCGUUUUCUAGCCAAUGAAAGAGACAGACGAAGCCAGUUCGCUCAUGAGAACCUUCUUCUCGAUUGGGACGACGAUGAGGGCGCCGCAGCCGGUUGGCAGUUGCAUGCUGCUGCCGGUGGUAUUGACGUGGAUAUGAGAGGAGGAAUGGAAGACGAAGCGGGAGAACAAGGAGAUGGCGGAGGGCGGAGAGGGACUUCUGGGCGGUUUGCAGCGGGGUUUGACGCGUGUGGCAUGCGCUUGGUCCCAGGGCUGGGCAGAGGAGAAGCGUACGGGAGCGGGGGGCAGAACGAGGGCCGAAGGAGAAGAGAAGAAGACGAUAGUUCUGGUUCGUCUCUUCUGCGGUCCGAUCCCUGGCAACGUAACUGCAGCGCUCUAUCUUCCAAACUCCCUCCGCGUGACACAGCUUCCCUUGUCGAUGGGCUAGAUCAUGAUGAGACGGACGUCGACAGUUCCGGCCUGUCGAUCUCUGAUGUUGCCAGAUUCCUUUUAAAACAACAGCCAGUUUACCGGGGUGAACGAGAAAGCAGCGCACCGCAAUCGACGUCUUCGUCAGCAGAUUACAGCGUAGACGAGCAGACGAAGGGACAGCUCCUUUCGGCGACGCCUCUCCCACCCUCGAAUUCAUCAUUUUCUUUUAACAGAUCGACAAUGGUUUCUGCCCGACCUCGUGGCUCCAAUCUAGCCGUGCCACACCGAGGCGGAGAGACGAACAUUCGUCGCUACCGGUCCUGCCAGGAUCCGGGUUCUGUGGAGCAAGGAGUGCCACCACGCGAAGCGCGACAAAGCGGAAGUAGGGUACGCAGUCAAAGCGGGCGUCAAGCACCGCGCCAUCUGGACUUUUACCCGUCACCGGAAGGCAGCGUUCAGGACGAGUGGAGUGAACAAGAAGCUUUUCUGUUGUCUGUCCCACAGGUGGAGAGAGAACGGAUGCUGGAGGGCUUACCCGAAUUCGACGAGUCGCUCUUAAGGCAUGAUGGUGUCUCGGCGCUGGCCCAGCUCUUGAAGACUGGCCAUAAGCGCGUCUGUGAGGCGCCUGAGGGGAGCCGGAGAGAAGGUCAACAGUCCCUUCACCGACGACAAGGCAAGGAAAGCAGCGCUGGCAGCCGACUCGUGGAAACAGCGAGGGGACACGGAAGAAGGGCUCUCUGGAAUUCUGGUUGUUCUACGCCUGACGAGCAAGAAUGUGUUCGGAGAAGUCUUUUUGAAGGCCACAGAGAAGGACGAUUUCAGGGAACGCCUAGGGAAGAAGCGGCGGGAGAGAGACGGACGUGUCACCGCCCGGCAGACAGGGCGAGCGGCGCUUCAGACAGUAGCGCCAGCAGCCGGCGCCCAAACCGUAGUGGUGGCGUCUGCUCUGAAGACGAUGUAGGACAGGUCGGUCGUCGAUCACAGCGACACCAUGGCGCUCCUGAACCGAAAAAGGAAGCCGACACGAGUUCGGCGAGAUUCAUCGUGUCCGACAGAGACGAAUCUGAGACCGCGACCUCGAGGCACCAACCCCAAAAUGCCCGCAUGUCCCAGCCUUCUCAAUUGGUUGUCUGUCCUCCUGUUUCGCCGGUGUCAGGUGAAGACGAAAAUCCUGGUGAGGGUUCUCGACCGAUGACCGGCGGGCACAGCAGAGUGGCAGACCGAAAUCUCGUGUCAUCUACAAAAACCAAAGAGUCACCUGCCACAUUGCCGGACGCACCAACGGAUGAGGGGGACGGUGAUUCUCGCGUUGUGAAGGCUGGUGGGAAAGCAGAAAUUCCCGAUUUCGUCGAUGGGAAUGGGGAUUCAUUGCAGCGUCGCAUUCGCAUGGGGGUUGACCAAGUGGAGGCCGAGCGAGAAACGAGAAAACGUGCAGCGGCGGAGUUUGCGUCAACCACGGGAGCGCGCACGGGAGCGGCGGAUUUUUCGCGGCUUGCCUCGGACCAGGGUUUGUCAUCGACAUCGUCCGUGAGCUGCUCGGUGGUUCUGUCUCGCUCGCGGUCGCUUUCUCCGCCCAGCAGUGACAUUCGCGGCGGCUCCUCGGAUUCGGCGCAAGUGGUGUCGCUGACGUCGUCUUUCUGCCAAGGCAAGGCCGAGACGAGAGAUUCAGCAGACACGGGGAACCUGGCAAAGCGUAACGGGAGGGGUGGCGGAGGCCAGACGUUUUCCCUGCCACACUCCGGGCCUAAAGAGACGAGACGAGAUGCGAGACCCAUGACGUCGUCAGCGGAUGACAGCAACGGCGGGGUUUCUUCAACUACUAGCACGCGUCAGUCUCCGCCGCUCGGGCGUCGCCUGGCCAGGACCCCGCCGUCAAGUGGAGCGGGUUCUUCUCGAAGAAGCUCAGUGGCGUCUGCCUUAGAUGGCCAGUCCGUGGCAAGUGUGCACGCUUCACCGGCGCUCUCAGCAACGUCUCUGGACAGCAUUGUCGGUCGUGAGAGACAGGCCACACCGCCGGUUUCCGCGGGUGCGGGCGGAGCGUGUGGAGGAGCAGAUCCGUACGGUACACUCUCUCCACAGACUGGUGUUCCGAGGGAUGCAGCAGACGACCUGGCAGCGAAUGUGUCCGAAGGAAGCCUUUCAAGUUCCGGAGAAGACCGAGCUGAAGACGAUGCUGUCCCUCCGAAACUCGGUGGCUCCUUGUCUCGGCAUGCAGGCCGUGGCAAGAAGCGGAAGCGGCGGGCUGGAGCGCCGAGCACUGGGAGCGAUUCGGGGUGCGUUUCACUUCAACAAGAACGGGGUGUAGAAGGUGGCCAACCGCCCGACCAGCGCAAAAGAACAGGCAGACGCAGUCCAGAUAAUCCUGUGAGUUCGCGACGGGGCCCGAGAGACGUGUCGAGCCCGCCGGGGGGGACUGUGUGCUUGGGCGAGGGAGAAGCCGCGACGUCAGGCCCCCCGCGACGCCCAGGAUCCGUUCGGUCUUCUGGGUACUCUCCAGGCAGGGCCAAGCAGGUGGAGCUGCCCAGGGGGUCGGAGGCGGCUUCAGUGGAAGCUGCAUCUCGGCGCUCCGGACGGAGACGUCUCGUGUCAUCUCGUGUUGCUUCCGAUGGUUUUGGAAAAGGAGGCGAUGAUGGAGACUCAGGGGAGACGGAACGACAGGUCUCCUCACACACACAGAGCAGGAGGCCGCGGCGAGCCGCUGCAGAGGGCGCGUCGCGUAUUUGGACGGGCAAACAGAUCAAGGCAGAAAGUCGGGGCGGCGCGCGUGCUGAAGAUGAAGAAGAAAUGAUCGUGGCAGAAGAGAGGUCGGCGGGAAGAGAGAGUGAUGAAGAUUUCGUGCCGUAG